AUGGCCAAUUGUCCACCAAGUUCCCAGUUUGAGGACCAGAGCCCCAAGCCCAGCUCCCCAGGGUACCCCCUGGAGGUGACUGUGAAUGAAGAAAGCCCAGGACCCUCAGCUCCCUGGGCCGGCUCCGGCCCCCUGCCUCGGUGCCCCUGCUGGAAGAGGAAGUUGGCGGCGGCUUUCCCGGAGGACGUGGAGGACCAGCCCGCCGCUGAGGCCGAGGACGUCUGGAUGGUGGAGUCGGUGUGCGAGCUCAAGAUGACGUUGAAGAGACAGCGGGUGUCUUCGGUGCUGCCUGAGCACCACGAGGUCUUCAACAGGAUGCUUGAGGACCCGGUCGUUAAGAGAUUCCUGGCCUGGGACAAAAAAAUGAAGGUAUCUGACAAGUAUCUUCUGUCGAUGGUGAUUGCUUACUUCAGCCGGGCUGGCCUCUUCCCCUGGCAGUACCAGAGAAUUCAUUUCUUCAUUGCUCUCUACCUGGCCAAUGACAUGGAAGAGGACAACCAGGCCCCCAAACAGGCCAUCUUUUCAUUCCUCUAUGGAAAGAACCGCUCCCAGCGUCCCUUGUUCCACAAAUUGCGUUUCCAGUUCCUCCGUUCCAUGGGCUGGAAGACGAGGGUCACGCUGGAAGAGUGUGAAAAGAUCCAGGCUUUUGAUCCGGAGCUCUGGGUGUGGGGGCGAGAUCGUGCCCUCUUUUCCUAGAGGAACCAGGACCAUGCAGGCCUGGGGUCAUCGGCCUGAGGAAAGAUCACAGAGCCCAGGGGAGAUGCCAAUGUUCAGAGGAAGUCAAUCCAGACAGGGAAGACCGCCAUGAGGAAGGAGGAUAGAUGCCCCUUGUGCAGAUAACAGGAAGGAACCCAGCAUCUCCUAGAAUGAUCUGGAUGGCGCUAUUGUUUUGUACUCCUAGAAGAAGGGUGUGGUUCCAGGAGUUUGUGGUGGGACAAUAAUAAAUCAGUGUUUUUUUUUUCCCCCAGGAUCUAUCCUUUCCUAAGGCACUGCCACAAUUUUCCAAAUCAUUUCAUUCAAAUCUCCCCCGAGAUAGACAUUGAAAGUCCCAGUUUUUUUGUUUGUUUAUUUGUUUGUUUUUGCCAGUUUUUUUAUAUAUACUUGAUUGCCCCAGCCUGGAACCAUUUGAAAGUGGAGUGUGGGAGGUCAGGAUGGGAGGGAAUUACUUUAAAAUAUAAAAUUAGAGCCCUAGGACUGUGAUAGAUGACUUAAUAUAUGUCAUAAUUUUUAUUGGCUUAUCUCGAAAAGGUUGCCUAUAAAAUUAUUAUAUUUACUUUUAUGUUUAUGUAUUUUAAAUAGCUUUGAAAUAGUCAUUAUUUUGAAAAUAUGUUAUUCCUACAAAGUUCUGUGAUGAGUAUUAUAGCUGUUAUAUAUGUGUCAAUACAAUUGUAUUUACAUUUUCAAGAGAGGUUUUUGUGUUUUCAUCUAUUAUAUUUACAUAAUAUAUCCACUCUACUUAUAGCUAGAAUAAAUAUAUUCCAGUAUUUAUUUCCAGUUCUUGUAAAUAAAUUUUUAUUUUUUAGUCUUCAUUUUUGAAUUGUGGGAAUUUAGGUAUAAUUUUUAAAAACUAAUCUCAGUAUGUUUGCAUGUAGUCUUUGGUUAUUAAAGAGGACUGUGCAAUGUAGGUUUUGAAGAAAUAUAAUAAAG
This is a messenger RNA of Sus scrofa (pig), 1647 nucleotides long. RefSeq names its product speedy protein E4-like. NCBI's taxonomy places the organism in Eukaryota, Metazoa, Chordata, Mammalia, Artiodactyla, Suidae. Gene Ontology annotation, biological process: positive regulation of cyclin-dependent protein serine/threonine kinase activity. Gene Ontology annotation, molecular function: protein kinase binding. The record is from RefSeq and is a predicted model, not a curated record.